AAAAGAAAAGAAAAGAAAAAUUCGAUCGUUGUUCCUUCCGCCGGCCGAUCGCCGUGGCAGUCCCGCCGCGAUAUUCCUCUCCCACCGUUUCAAUCCACGGCUUCCGGAUUUCUCGACACCACCUCUUCCAAUUACCAACCGAUUCUUCUCUUUCUCUCUCCCUCUCUUUCCAUAUAGAUCGUCAUUUCUCUAAAUUCGAACAUCCAAUCGCACGCAAAUCUCGGAAUCGGAAAUACCGCUCUCUUUCUCUCUCUAUCUGGAUGAACCUCCUUCUCUCUAGUUCCUCUGACACCGCCGUCCUCCGCCGCACCACCGCCAGCUUUCUCUCCUCCGAUCUGGCUUGACUUUCUGGAUAUUUUUUUUUUCCCACAUGCAUCCUUGCUGCUGCGUCUGCCCGAUCUUCGAUCAAAAGGCUUCCCCUGCUCUGUCCUCCCAUUUCUCCAUGGCCGCCGGCGCCGGCCAAACCAGGCCCGAUCCGCCCGCGCGAUCCGCCAACCACGUCCACGUCGACAACCACCGCAACGGUGAGCACCGGCCCGACGCCGCCGCCACGUCCGCGAGGGAGCAGCCGGCGGUGGACGUGAAGAUAAACGACAUCGUAGGGAACGGGAUAUCGGGGAUACUGAACAAAUGGGUGAAUUACGGCAAGGGAUGGAGGCCGAGGUGGUUUGUGUUGCAAGACGGCGUGUUGUCGUAUUAUAAGAUCCAUGGGCCUGAUAGGAUCGUCGUUAAUCAAGAGACCGAGAAAGGAUCGAAAGUUAUUGGUGAGGAGUCCUUGAGGCGGAUCUCUCGGCCGUCGACUUCUGGGCAAUCGCAGCUUCAGCGCAAGCCGGUCGGUGAAGUCCAUCUCAAGGUCUCAUCUAUCCGCGAAAGCAGAUCGGAUGACAAGAGGUUUUCAAUAUUUACUGGAACAAAGAGGCUACAUUUAAGAGCAGAAACUCGAGAAGAUCGACUUGCGUGGUUGGAAGCACUGCAGGCUGUCAAGGACAUGUUUCCUCGAAUGUCUAACAGUGAGCUCAUGGCCCCAAUGGAUAAUGCAAUUGUUUCAACCGAAAAGUUGAGACAUCAUCUUCAGGAAGAGGGUGUCCGUGAAGCUUUAAUCCAGGAAUGUGAACAGAUCAUGAGGAAUGAAGCUGCAGCUAUGCAGAAUCAGGUGUUGCUUCUCAAGCAGAAGCAGUGGCUACUAAUCGACACUCUCCGGCAGUUAGAGACAGAAAAAGUUGAUCUGGAGAACACAGUAGUCGAUGAGAGCCAAAGACAGUUGAAUGAUCACAAGGCUUCUUCUUUGAGGCAAAACAAUUCCAGUGCAGAGGCAAGUGCAAGUGAAUCUGAUGAUGAUAAUGAAAGAGCAGAUGCUGCGGAAGAAGAAACAGAGGAUGAGGACAAUGCCUUCUUUGAUACUCAGGAUUUUUUGUCAUCUAGUUCUUUCAAGAGUAGUGCGUCUGAUUUGUACAGAUCAUCUUCUUCAGACAAUGAAGGCCUCUACAUUGCUGAAUCUGAAGAUGAUAAUGAUAUCGAUCCUUCUAUAAGAUCAGCCGGGUUGAGUUUUCCAUAUGUGAAGCGACGUAGGAAAUUGCCUGAUCCCGCUGAGACAGAGAAGGGCAUCAGUCUUUGGUCUAUGAUAAAGGAUAACAUAGGGAAGGACCUCACGAAAGUCUGUCUUCCUGUUUACUUCAAUGAGCCUCUUUCUUCUUUACAGAAAUGUUGUGAAGAUAUGGAAUAUUCUUAUCUCAUUGACCGAGCAAAUGAGUGGGGGAAGAAGGGUAAUAGCCUUAUGAGGAUUCUUAAUGUGGCUGCUUUUGCUGUGUCCGGAUAUUCUUCCACUGAAGGAAGAAUUUGCAAGCCGUUUAACCCAUUAUUAGGGGAAACAUAUGAGGCUGACUAUCCGGAUAAAGGCCUACGCUUCUUCUCAGAGAAGGUCAGUCAUCAUCCCAUGAUUGUUGCAUGUCAUUGUGAGGGUACUGGCUGGAAAUUCUGGGGAGAUAGUAAUCUGAAAAGUAAAUUCUGGGGCCGUUCAAUACAGCUUGAUCCUGUUGGUAUUUUAACUUUGCAAUUUGACGACGGUGAAGUUUUCCAAUGGAGUAAGGUGACAACAUCCAUAUACAAUCUCAUAUUGGGAAAACUUUAUUGUGACCAUUAUGGAACUAUGCGCAUACAAGGCAAUCGUGAUUAUUCGUGUAAGUUGAAAUUCAAGGAGCAGUCUAUCAUCGACAGAAAUCCUCACCAGGUACAUGGUAUAGUUCAAGAUAAGAAUGGGAAGACCGUGGCAACUUUAUUUGGGAAAUGGGAUGAAAGCAUGCAUUAUGUAAUUGGAGACUGCUCUGGGAUGAAGAAAGGAUCUGACUCGUUAUCUGAAGCCUGUCUACUAUGGAAACGUAGCAAGCCUCCUAAAUAUCCCACAAGAUACAACUUAACACGCUUUGCCAUAACACUGAAUGAGCUUACCCCAAGACUCAAGGAGAAGUUGCCACCAACAGACUCAAGGCUUAGACCUGAUCAGAGAUAUUUGGAGAAUGGGGAGUAUGAAAUGGCAAAUUCAGAGAAGUUGAGGCUUGAGCAGCGUCAACGGCAGGCUCGGAAGAUGCAAGAGAGGGGCUGGAAACCACGGUGGUUUGUGAAGGACAAGGCAACUGAUACGUACAAGUACAUUGGCGGGUAUUGGGAGACUAGAGAGCAUGGGAAUUGGGAAUCGUGUCCCGAUAUCUUUGGUCAAGUUCCUGCAGAGCAACUAGAAUAAGAGAGCUCUCUCUCUCUCUCUCUCUCUCUCUCUCUCAAAUCGUUGAUUCUUUCUCAAGUUUUCUCAAUGGCUGGCAAUUGACAAGUUUGGACAACAGUUUUGUGGCCCAUGUGAGUGCUUGAGGUUAGGUGCUAAUAAGAGAAAGCAGCAAGAGGCUAUCCAUUAUGCCGAUAAUCGAGCACCACUAGCGGUGAACUGCUUCUAGCAUUGUGAUUUUACCAUGCCAAGAAAGAAGCACUUGAUUUCUAGUUUUAGAUUGUAUCAGCAUUUGCUAGUUGAUUGGGUUGCUCGACAUCCAUUGGAUGCCCCUUCCAUCUAAUGUCGUCUAUUGAGUCGUCCAUUGUAACUUCUCUUUUCCCUUUCUUUUUUCUUUUUCCUUCUUACUGUUUCAUGUAAAGUGCAACCUUUUCUCUUCGUAUUAGUUUCCUUAAUUCAAUGAGGAUGUCGCUGCCAUGUA
Molecule: messenger RNA, 3194 nt
Organism: Rhodamnia argentea
Lineage: Eukaryota; Viridiplantae; Streptophyta; Magnoliopsida; Myrtales; Myrtaceae
Product: oxysterol-binding protein-related protein 1C-like
Exons: 10
Coding region: 371-2737 (788 amino acids)
Cellular component (GO): intracellular membrane-bounded organelle; membrane; cytosol
Molecular function (GO): sterol binding
Source: RefSeq, a predicted model, not a curated record